Molecule: messenger RNA, 2230 nt
Organism: Eriocheir sinensis (Chinese mitten crab)
Lineage: Eukaryota; Metazoa; Arthropoda; Malacostraca; Decapoda; Varunidae
Gene: Rcc1
Product: regulator of chromosome condensation-like
Exons: 9
Coding region: 199-1554 (451 amino acids)
Cellular component (GO): cytoplasm
Molecular function (GO): guanyl-nucleotide exchange factor activity
Source: RefSeq, a predicted model, not a curated record
AAAGAAGAAAAAGAAAAAGAAGAAGGAAAAGAAAAAGAAGAAGAAGAAAAAGAAGAAAUAGAAGAAGAAGAAUCAGGCGCAACUCGACCGUCACUUGAACUUGGCGCCAAAACUCCCCCACAACAAGACCACGUGCAGAGGCAAGGCGGCGACGACCCGGGCACCUCUCCUCCUCGUCUCCGCUCAAUUUCCUGUUUCAUGUGUGGUGGAGGCCUGACUGAGGGGUCGCGGAAGACCAUGCCGAGAAGGUCCCAAGCAGUGAACAACCGGCUGUCAACCAACAAUGUGGCAGCCAAGCCGGGCCGAGGGCGGGGCCGGAAGCGCACCCAGACAGAGAAGCCGGUCACCGAGGCCAAGAAAGUCAAACUUCAGCUUGAGGCACCCAAGGUUGAGGGCGGUGUGGUGCUGACGGUGGGCAUGGGAGAUAUCGGCCAACUGGGUCUGGGCCCGGAUGUGCAGGAGAAGACCCGGCCAGGCUUAGUGAAUCUCUCGGAGGACAUCGUGGCCAUAGCUGCUGGUGGCCUUCACACAGUAUGUUUGGAUAAAAAUGGAAAGAUACACACUUGGGGCUGUAAUGACGAGGGUGCCCUGGGCCGCCACACCGCCACGGAGGAGGAUGCCUUCACUAGUGGCGUGGUGGAGCUGGAUGCCAAAGUGGUACAGAUCUCCACCGGGGACUGCCACACUGCGGCACUCACAGAUGAGGGGAAGGUGUUUGUGUGGGGAUGCUUCAGGGACAACAACGGUCCGCUGGGUCUGCUGACGGAAGGCAAUGGACACAGGACUCCACAGCAGGUGUUGGCGGAUGUGCCCAUCAUCAAGGUGUCCUCAGGGAACAACCACCUGGCGCUGCUUGCCCAGGAUGGCCGGGUGUUCACCUUCGGCUGCGGAGAGUCUGGCCAGCUGGGGAGGAUUGCGGAGGUGUUUGCCACGAGGACCUCCAGAAACAGAAAUGGAAUACAGUCUCUGCUCGAGCCCCAGCCCCUCAAAGUGUACAGGAGGCGCAAGGCUGUGGCGUUUGAUGAGGUGUGGGCCGGCGGCUUGGCCACCUUCGUUCGGGCCAAGGACACCGGCGACAUAUAUGGGUUUGGCCUCAAUAACUACAACCAGAUGGGGGAUGAGGACAGCAACCUGAAAUUCCAGCCGGUGCUACUCAAGAACUUUGCCGGGAAGACCUGGAAGCAGAUCUCAGGGGGACAGCAUCACAGCCUGGCGCUGACGGAGGAUGGGGUGGCUCACUGCAUGGGCCGACGGGAGUAUGGGCGGCUGGGUCUCGGGGAUCUAAAGGAGGACAAGGUGAAGCCCACGCCCAUCCCCACCCUCGAGAGUCACAAGGCCACCAGCGUCUCGGCCGGGGAGUGCGUCUCGCUCGUCGUGGUGGAGGGAGGUCAGGUGUUUGGCUUUGGCAUGGGCACCAACAACCAGCUGGCCCAAGGAGAUGAAGAGGACCAGUUGGUGCCGGUGCCCUUGGGAGGCAAGCAGCUGGCUGAGCGGGCAGUGGUGGCAGCACAGGCCGGCGGCCAACACACUGUCCUCCUGGCCGUACCAAAGUGACGUCCAGGACAUUAGGCUAAUUAUUUACACCUUGUGGUGAUAUUUUAUAGUUGCCCCUUUACUUUAUCCUCCAUUUCCCAUAUUAAAUUAACUAGAAAUAUCCUCAUGCCCUUUGUAAUGAUGUCAGGAUACUUUUUCUUUUCAUUCAUAACUUCUUACCUAUCCAAAUGUCACAUUGCUUAUCCAUGCCCUCCCUCUCCCUUUGGAUUGUGUACUCCAGCAGUCUGGUAUGAGCAGACGUGUGCCACUGUGUGAGGUGACAGCACUGGGCGUGUGGCCAAUGUGUAAAGUGUCAAUUGUGUGUGUGCUUGUGUAGCGGAAGUGUUUCACUGGUCACUUGAUCCUAAAUGACGCCAGAGAUGAGGUGUUUCUGGAUUUUAAUAUCUUUUAUGUGUGAAUACUGAAAAUGUAAAUUUUAGUUAGUUUAAUUUAUUUUGUAGGAUAUAAGGUGUUAUUGGGUUUGCUUCUAAAGCCUAAGUUUGACAGCACAAGAGCUCAAGUUUUUGUUGCCUGAAAAGUGAAUAUCAGCUGUUGGUUUUCUAGAAUAAUUCAUUUUUUUUCCUUUUUGUUGUAUGAAAACUUUUAAUUUAAUUCAUAAUAGAGUACAAUAUUUCUGUGAUGUCAUGUACUGUGUUACAAGUGGUAACUCAGCCCUUGUAAUAAAGAUAUUUUCAAU